AUGAUUGACAAACAGCGAGGUUGGCAUGAAAUGUUGCCAUAUGCUCUACUAGGUUAUCGAACAACGGUCAGAACAUCGACUGGGGCUACUCCAUACCUGCUAGUAUAUGGAACAGAAGCAGUCGUACCUGUUGAAGUCGAGAUACCGUCAUUGAGGAUCAUCCAAGAAGCUGAGUUAAGCAACGUGGAGUGGGUUAGCAAACGGAUUGAUCAACUAGCUUUGAUUGAUGAGAAGAGAAUGGUCACCGUCUGCCAUGGCCAGUUGUAUAGACAAAGAAUGACUCGCGCUUUUCACAAAAGAAUAAGAGCCAGAAAUUUUGAAGUUGGUCAGUUGGUUCUCAAGCGCAUUUUUCCUCAUCAAGACGAGUACAAAGGAAAGUUUGCGCCAAACUAG
This is a messenger RNA of Solanum lycopersicum (tomato), 393 nucleotides long. RefSeq lists its product as uncharacterized. Gene Ontology annotation, molecular function: nucleic acid binding. NCBI's taxonomy places the organism in Eukaryota, Viridiplantae, Streptophyta, Magnoliopsida, Solanales, Solanaceae. The record is from RefSeq and is a predicted model, not a curated record.